Molecule: messenger RNA, 1341 nt
Organism: Aspergillus heteromorphus CBS 117.55
Lineage: Eukaryota; Fungi; Ascomycota; Eurotiomycetes; Eurotiales; Aspergillaceae
Exons: 3
Coding region: 1-1341 (446 amino acids)
Source: RefSeq, a predicted model, not a curated record
AUGUCGACCGCCAGGUUCCGAGUCACGGAGCACACCAUCCCGGCCUGCCACAUCCGCGAGUAUGCCGGUAGCACGGUGCAGCAGGAGGAUGUGUUGCACCUCCACGUGAAGCAGUACACCCCGCACACCCACAGGUCCAACCCCAAGCCCGUCCCCGCCCAUGCCGUCACCCUGAUCGCCGCCCAUGCCGUGGGCUUUCCCAAGGAGCUGUACGAGCCCCUCUGGGACGAGCUCUUGACGCGAUCGGCCGUCCCGAUCCGGGGCAUCUGGAUCGCCGACGUCGCCAGCAUGGGCACGAGUGGCAUCCUCAACGAAGACAAGCUCAGCAUGGACUGCUCCUGGAUGGACCAUCCCCGCGAUCUGCUCCUCAUGAUCAACCACUUCCGCGACCAGAUGCCCCGGCCCCUGGUGGGGAUCGGUCACAGCUUCGGAGGCACCAUCAUGUGCGUUUUUUUACGUCUGUUGCACAGCAGCAGCUCGACUAACCCCUUCAGGGCCAACCUGGCGUACCUGCAUCCGCGCCUGUUCACGGCCGUCAUCUUCCUCGAUCCCGUCAUGCAGCGGUCCCCGCCCAACAUGGGCUUCGGGUCCGAUCCCCCAGGCCCCGUCAACUUCGUGCUGUGGCGCGACGACGUCUGGCCGACCCGUGCGGCCGCUGCGACUGCCAACAGGCGCAUGUUCAAGAACUGGGACCCUCGCUGUGCCGACCGCAUGGUGCAGUUCGGGUUCCGCGAUCUGCCCACGGCAUUGCAUCCCUCCCUCGGCGAUGAUGCCGACCCGGCCAACCCCCCCGUCACUCUCACCACCACCAAACAUCACGAUGUCCUGGGCCAGAUCCGUCACAGCUUCGACAUCCGCACCCCCGACGGUCGCAUCGAGCCCGAUCGGGCCACCCACGCCGAUCUGGAUCCCACCCUCUCCUUCCUGCCCGUCUACCGCCCCGAGCCCCCUCGCACCUUACAAAAGCUUCCCUCCCUGCGACCCCCCGCGCUGUUCCUCCUCGCCGGUGCCUCCUACCUGAACUUGGACCAGUUGCGAGAAGCCAUCAGAACAUGUGGCCAGGGUGUCGGUGGAAGCGGGGGCAGGGAAAAGGUCAAAGAGAUCACCCUCCCGAAACGAGGACACUUCUUCCCCUUCGAGAUCGUCGGUGAAACAGCCGGUCACUGUGCCGCGUGGCUGGACGAGGUGAUGCGCACCCAUUACGACGCGGAGCGACGGUGGAACGAGGCGCGGCGAGGAAUGGCCAAACGCGACCAUCUGGUCCUGGGCGACGAGUGGCGGAGGGCCAUCAAGCCGCCGGGGGCGUUUCGCUCCCUCAAACCACGCAAGGAUAAACUAUAG